This is a messenger RNA of Coccinella septempunctata (seven-spotted ladybird), 2659 nucleotides long. Its product is annotated as inhibitor of nuclear factor kappa-B kinase subunit alpha-like. The transcript has 9 exons. The record is from RefSeq and is a predicted model, not a curated record. Gene Ontology annotation, biological process: tumor necrosis factor-mediated signaling pathway; positive regulation of transcription by RNA polymerase II; peptidyl-serine phosphorylation. Bases 174 to 2297 code for a protein of 707 amino acids. Lineage: Eukaryota; Metazoa; Arthropoda; Insecta; Coleoptera; Coccinellidae. Gene Ontology annotation, molecular function: ATP binding; IkappaB kinase activity. Gene Ontology annotation, cellular component: cytoplasm; IkappaB kinase complex.
UUUUGUCUCAAACAAAUGUUUAUAUUUUUUGAGAUGUAACAAUCGAACAAUUUUUUAUCAUCUGGCAGUUAAUUCCUUCCCUACUAAAGUUAUUUAAACUAAGAUUCUUCCUUCUCAUGCAGUUUUUCUGUGAUUGAAAUAUCGGUUAUCCUAUUUUUGUUUUUCUUCAAUAAAUGGGUUCUACAGGUGAAAUAGAACCUUCUGUAAUAGGGGACUGGAUUAGGAUAUCAGUUCUGGGAUCCGGAGGGUUUGGAACUGUGUCUCUAUGGCGUUGUGGUAAAACUAAUGAUUCAAUAGCUGUGAAAAAAUGUAAACUACAGUGCGCCACAAGUUUGACUCAGAAGCAUAAGGAAAGAUGGUGCAAUGAAGUCCAAAAAAUGAAAGAACUAGAUCAUCCCAAUGUAGUGAAAUAUAAACCCUUACCGUUAUUAUUGGAAACAGAACUGAAUAAAUUCAACCCCACAAAGUUACCACUGCUGCCUAUGGAAUAUUGCCAAAGAGGAAAUCUGCGUCAUCUUCUAGCCCAACCAUUAAACAUGUGUGGCCUCGAAGAGAGCACAGUAAAGGAUGUUCUUUUAGAUAUUUCUGGUGCAGUUCAUUACUUACACUCAAAUAAAAUCACUCAUAGAGAUAUAAAACCGGAGAAUAUUGUUCUUCAAGAUUGUCCAACGAGGUGUAGUGGUGUGAUAUACAAAUUGAUAGAUUUGGGUUAUGCCAAAGAGCUGAAUAACAGUACGGUCAGUUUUGUGGGGACCUUGUUAUAUUUAGCUCCUGAGAUUUACGCUAAUAAGAACUAUGAUUGUUCUGUUGAUUAUUGGUCCCUAGGAAUACUUACCUUUGAAGUUAUUUGUGGUGUCCUCCCUUUUGUGCCUAGAUUCUCACCCAUUGAAAGAUAUCAAUUGAUGAAGGAUAAAACCCCUGAUCAGAUUUGUGUUUUCAUAAAUUACAUGGGAAAUGUGCAGUACUCUCCAGAGCUCUUUGAAGAGAACAAAUUAUCCUCUUGUUUAAAGGGCCACAUGGAAAUUUGGCUGAGGAAAGCUCUACAAUUCAAUCCAAAACUUAGACAUGAACCUUUUCCGAAUUCAAAUAACUUAUUCGAACAGCUCAACUCGGUACUGACUAAAAAAAUAUUGAAAGUUUUUGUUGUUUAUAAAUAUAAAUUCUAUUCGUACGAAUUCGAUGAAUGUACUAGGCUGUCUACGGUACGUGAAUGGAUUGCUAGAGAUACCGAAAUAUCCGUAGAUGAACAGUUGUUACUUGGCAGUUUUCAGUUUAAUGAUUGCGAUGAUCAAACUCUCAUUGCAAACUGUUUUAUUGAUGAGACAUAUGAACUAUUUUUGUUCAAGCGGAACGCUUUGUUCAACAUCGAAAAGUUUCAUCUUCCGAGAUUGGUCAAAUUGAUGUUCGAGAAAGCCAGAGAUCUAUACACUUGGCACGAAGUGAAAUCGAUAUAUUCCCAUUCCAUAUACUACAUACAGCAGGAUAUACUGUUUGCUUCGGCUUUCAACAAGGCCAUGGUCCUCUACCUCAAACAGCUCGCAAUAUUGCUGAACAAGAUCCAUAAAAAUUGGGAAUUGUGUAGGCAAAACAUUCUGAGGUUGACAGGAAAAGUGAAAAAAUUCAAUAAGGAAAUCAAACGGAAGAACUUGAUCUGUAGCGAUCUCAUUCUUGCCGAUAAGUUCAUAAAAUUGUAUAACUCAAUCGAGAAAUGCUUAUGUGACGAAUAUCUGUUGGCUGUCAACAUCGAAAAUUGGGUCUUGAAAUUGGAUGCUAUGAAAACCAUCAACUUACAGGAUGAUUUGAUCAAGUUGCCGCAGAUGAAAGAAUUUCUCGGGAAAGCAGCAAGUUGUCUUCAAAGGACGGCCAAAAACUCUGCCAACAGCAAAGAUAAAUUAGGUUGUGGGGAGAUGUUGACAAUAGUUUGCAGAGUUAUGAAAUUCAAAGAUUCACUUUUUCACAACAAAAACCUGCAAGAUUAUUCAAGGUAUUUAGGAAAAGCAACAGACUAUUUACAAUCUCUUUUAUGCUGGCUGGAUUCCUUUGAAUCGCAUAUACAAUCUUUGCACGAGAUAUUUGAUUCAAUUCUGGCGGAAGCCUCCACAGCGUACAAAACUAUUGGAAGUGAUUCCCAAAAAAACUGUGCCAUAGGUAGCAAUUGGGUUGUGGAUAAUGCAGUACAGCAAUCCCAAAUCCUCAGUUCGAGAUUUGCAGAAUUAGUCUGCGAGAGCAUUUCCAACUAUGAAUCUAUUCGAGGUGAUAUUGAAUCCUACAUUGAAGAUAUUUCUUCACUGCUGUGAUAUUCUAGUCUAAAUGCAUGUUAAAGUUACGUUUCCAAAUUUUAUAUUUUGAUAAUUAUUUUUUUCAUUCUUUCGAGCUAAGUAUGUUGUUGUUUAUGUUGCAAUCCCAUGAAAAAGUCAAAAGCUUAUGUUUUUUUCAAGUUGCUUUAUUACGAUGUUAUAUUGAGUAAGCCACUGAUAUUUCAGAUAUGUCAUAUGUCAAUUACAUAGAUGAUCUCUGGUGAUGUUAUUAUGACAGAAUCAGUUUGGUUGUGUUGUAUGUUACUUAUUGUUUCUUGUAUCCAGAUGUUUCUUAUAUCAAAGUUCAUUUAUCGAACUGAAUACUUUCAGAUAAUCCGUAAAUAAAAUUAUAUUUCUAGGUG